Molecule: messenger RNA, 4087 nt
Organism: Coregonus sp. 'balchen'
Lineage: Eukaryota; Metazoa; Chordata; Actinopteri; Salmoniformes; Salmonidae
Source: the annotation of a GenBank genome assembly
AUGUCGUACAUGCUACCGCAUCUCCACAACGGCUGGCAGGUCGACCAAGCCAUCCUAUCCGAGGAGGACAGAGCCCUGGUUAUUAGGUUUGGACACGAUUGGGACCCAACAUGUAUGAAAAUGGACGAGGUGUUGUACAGCAUAGCUGAAAAGGUAAGAUGUAUGUUAUUGUACUAUUGUUGACAUUUGUGAAUAGGGUUGUUGCGGUGACCUUAUUAUCGCCACACCGGCGGUCAUGAAGGCAGUCAAAUUCCACGUGACCGGUUCGUCACGGUAAUUAGGCAUCUCCAAGCGCUGAUGGUCAUAAGUAGCCUACCAAAUUUGCUAACUGCCUGGUACUCCGUACUCUAUUGUCCCUCUAAUCACUCUGACCUCAAUGCAAAUGUUAUCGAAAAUCUAAUCUAACACUUCAUGAGAGCCCAUGAGCUCAUGGGCAACAUUUCUAUAGGCUAUGCAAUUGCGGGAGAAACAGAGUGAUGAUCUCAUCAGCUUUCUAUAGGCUAGGCCUACUAUAUUUAUUUCUCAACGUUCCUAAUAUUAAGCACAUUGCUUAUCUUUACAACAGGAGUAUAGCCUACCUGGCUGGCAUGAAAAUGAACCAGGGGAAAAGUGUUCUCCAUUUUUUACAUUUUUAGUCAUUUAGCAGACCCUCUUAUCCAGAGUGACUUACAGUUAGUGAGUGCAUACAUUUUCAUACUGCAUAGAUGACAUGUAUUUUUCCCCUGCCCCAGUUUCAAGACAGGGGCAUGAUAAUGGUCCAUUCUAAAUCAAAACAAAUUUCACACAUUAUUUAGUAUAUGUAAAGACAAGAAUAGUCUGAUGGGUGACAAUAUUAGCCUAUCACUUGUGAAUUACAUAUUAUCAUGUGUGAAUAAUGCCCAGCGUAAGGCAAGAAACAACUUCGGAGCAUGCGGAACUCAGGGAGAAGGGCACAACGGCCACUGGCCACAAAAGGCAUGGAUUUUUUUAGCCCACAGCCAUUUGGCAUAGCCAGAUCAGGACCUAACAUAAGGACAACUCAUAGUAUGCUAUGCUGUUCUUCUGAAAUAUACAUCAUAUUUCUUUAGACCUGUCCAAAAUAAAUAAUGGAUUUAUUGUGAAGGUGUUGGCUAAAUUACAUGGAUUUAUUAGACUUUUUAAAAUGUAGAUGUUCCAAAGAUCUGCAUUAGUGUAUUUUUCAUACUGGCCCCCUGUGGGAAUCGAUCCCACAACCCUGGCGUUGCAAACGCCAUGCUCUACCAACUGAGCUACAUCCCUGCCGGCCAUUCCCUCCCCUACCCUGGACGACGCUGGGCCAAUUGUGGGCCGCCCCAUGGGUCUCCCGGUCGCGGCCGGCUACGACAGCCUGGAUUCGAACCAGGAUCUCUAGUGGCAAAGUUCCCACUGCGCCACUCGGGAAACACAAUUGGAUUGUAGGCUAUGUGUGGAAACCAGGAGAUGCUAAAUGUGUUUAUGUUAAUUAACGGUCAAUUACCGUGAGACCGACAGUUAUUUGCUUGACAAUCACCGGCUGACGAAAUUUCAUGACCGCCACAGCCCUAUUUGUGAAGACAUUUCAUUGAACUUUGCUAUUUUUACAGUACAAACAUCACUAUCCCACCCUACAGGUGAAGAACUUUGCAGUCAUCUAUUUGGUGGACAUCACAGAGGUGCCGGACUUCAACAAAAUGUACGAGUUGUAUGAUCCUUGCACCGUCAUGUUCUUCUUCAGGUGAGUUUCAAGUUGUCGUCAUGUCCGGCCUUCACUUCAGAGCCAUGCAAACCAAUGACUUGCUAAAUUGAUGCAAAUGUUCAACAAAAAUGGGUGUAGCAAACACAGGCUCUCAUGCCAUAUAGGCUAGCUGUGAAAACAGUGAUGCUUAGCCCUACGAAGCUUGCCAUCAUGUAUACAGUUGUAACACUAAGUACAGUUUAACAGUACAGUAACGUUCCGCUUAUGGCAUAUCAUAGGAGAAGCAUGUGAGUUUAGGACUCGGCCAAUGACUGUACCUGUUUUAGCAGCACGUGUCCUGUGUUGGACGGUAUUUGUAAUCAGUAGACUUUCUGAUGGAAAGCUCAUUGGUUACAUCGCCAAGCAAUACCUAAGAAAGUAUUAAAUCCAAUCUAUUUUCAAGUGGAUUCCACAACUGUGCCAAAGAUUUGUAUAACUAUCCCAAGAUGGACCACAGCCUGUAAUUUCCAAUGGGAACACAUGAGUCGUAGUGGGCAGAACAAGCACCAGCUAGAGAGAUCAUAUUGGCGCUUUCUAGCAUGUGUUUGCAUAUUUCCGUUAGGGAACGCCUACUCUGUGAAGUGCGCGUGUGCAAUAACUCAAUUCGCCCUUGCACUCCUUCUAAGCAACACCAUUAAAAAAAAAAAAUUGGCAAAGGGUAAAGUCUACCAAACUUAGUCCACUCUGUUCGUAACAGAUUCUAGUUUUGGGAACCGAAAACUGUAUUGAGAUCAAAUGUUUCAUCAAUGAGAGACUUUGCAGAAUCAAGGUUGUCCAAAAUCCAUCUCAUUCCAUCUUCUACUGCCGGCCACAGUGCUUCAUCUUAUUACCAUAUUUGGUAGUGAGUGGAAAUGACAACCGGAUGCUUCACCUUUUAUACAUCUGGUGAAAUAUCUGGCUCAUAGUUCCAUCUGUGACUGUGCACUCGCAUGGCAUGCUCUCGCCUCUAGACAAGUAAACAGACUGUUCGCAGUCAUGCCACUUCCUGUCUGUGGUUCACACGCAGUAGCCACACAAAAUAAAUAAAAAUAAAUAGGUCAUUUAGCAGACGCUCUUAUCCAGAGUGACUUACAGGAGCAAUUAGGGUUAAGUGCCUUGCUCAAGGGCACAUCAACAGAUUUUUCACCUAGUCGGCUAGGGGAUUAGAACCAGCGACCUUUCGGUUACUGGCACAACGCUCUUAACCACUAAGCUACCUGCCGCCAUAAAAUGGACACAGUGCUGACACGCACUGGUCAACAAAAUAAUAUAAAUGUGUAUUGCAGCUAGAUUCGAGUGGGUGGUGGUAGCAUCAAACAAUUGGAUUUAAAACUUUCUUGGGCACCGCUUGGCAAUACAAACGAUGAUGUUUCCAUCAAAACCAUCUACCAAUUACGGAUACCAUCCAACACGGGACACAUGCUGCUAAAACAGGUACAGCAACGGGUCGGGCGAAAUCUCACAAGCUGUUGCUAUGGAAUGCCCUUAGACCCGACUUAUUAAUAAAUUAAAUGAUUAAUAAAGUUGUCUAAAUUAGGGCUACGGGAUGCUCCGUCUUAAAACAAUUGCCCCACGCUACUUCAGUUGACUGAGCGCUCCCCUCUUUUUUUAGUCCUGCAUGACUCUGUGAAACAUAUUCCUUCUCCUCUGCACUGUUCCAGGAACAAGCACAUCAUGAUAGAUCUGGGGACUGGUAACAACAACAAGAUCAACUGGACCAUGGAGGACAAGCAGGAGAUGAUUGACAUUGUUGAGACCGUUUACCGAGGGGCGAGAAAAGGACGAGGUCUGGUCGUAUCUCCUAAGGACUACUCCACAAAAUACAGAUACUGAUUGGUUCUUCCCUUUCCAUUGCUUUGUGUGAAGCCCAAUGGGAGCAAAUCUGUGUCUUUUCAAUAUGAGACUUUCUAGACAGCUGGACUACAAAAAGGCUCAGAUUGAGGUCUUCUGCUCUUUUUUUAAUCAUGUUACAGCCAAGUAAUAUUUUUUCAACAGCAGUUAUAAAAACCAUAAUUUAGUUUCUUCUUUGAUUUAAUGCAUGUCAUUUUCAAAUUUGAUAUUGCAAUUUAGUUAUCACUUCAUAGACCAGUUUCCCAGACCCAGAAUAAGGCUAGUCCUUGAUUAAAAAUAAUUAUCAGUGAAAAAUUUCCAUUGAAGGUGUUGUUUUUUUCAAGGCUACGGUAGACUAUCAGGAAUCACCCACCACUCAUCUGAGCUGCAGGCAGUUUGCAUGUUUAAAGCAUAUACUUAAUUUUUGGAAAACUGGAUAUUUUACCUUCUAUUAUGAGGGAUGUCUUACCUUGCUUCCAAGUAGCCUAGCCAAAAUCCGACCAUAGAAACAUUGAUGGAAUUAUUUUAUAAAGGUUUACUCAUUUGCCAUUGAAACCAGCAUUUCUC